Molecule: messenger RNA, 1810 nt
Organism: Gekko japonicus
Lineage: Eukaryota; Metazoa; Chordata; Lepidosauria; Squamata; Gekkonidae
Gene: RPE65
Product: retinal pigment epithelium-specific protein 65kDa
Exons: 14
Coding region: 1-1602 (533 amino acids)
Biological process (GO): zeaxanthin biosynthetic process; retinal metabolic process
Molecular function (GO): all-trans-retinyl-ester hydrolase, 11-cis retinol forming activity; retinol isomerase activity; beta-carotene 15,15'-dioxygenase activity
Source: RefSeq, a predicted model, not a curated record
AUGUACAGCCAAGUUGAGCACCCAGCUGGUGGAUACAAGAAACUUUUUGAGACUGUAGAGGAACUGUCCUCACCAAUAACUGCUCAUAUUACAGGCAGGAUUCCAGUUUGGCUCAAAGGCAGUCUCCUCAGAUGUGGACCUGGAUUAUUUGAAGUUGGCUCAGAACCAUUUUAUCAUCUGUUUGAUGGGCAAGCACUGCUUCACAAGUUUGACUUCAAGGAGGGCCAUGUCACUUAUUACAGGAGGUUUGUCCGGACUGAUGCCUAUGUAAGAGCAAUGACAGAAAAAAGAAUCGUAAUAACAGAAUUUGGCACAUAUGCUUACCCAGAUCCAUGCAAGAAUAUAUUUUCCAGGUUUUUUUCAUACUUCAAAGGUGUAGAGAUCACUGACAAUGCUCUGGUGAAUGUGUACCCUGUGGGUGAAGAUUUUUAUGUUUGUACUGAAACCAACUUCAUAACCAGAAUUAACCCAGAGAAUUUGGAAACAAUUAAAAAGGUGGAUGUCAGCAAAUACAUUUCAGUCAAUGGGGUAACAGCACAUCCUCACAUUGAAAAUGAUGGGACAGUUUACAAUAUUGGCAACUGUUUUGGAAAGAAUUUUUCACUUGCCUACAAUAUUGUGCGGAUUCCUCCCCUGAAAGCAGACAAACAAGACCCAAUUACCAAAUGUGAAGUGGUUGUACAAUUUCCUUGCAGUGACAGAUUCAAGCCAUCUUAUGUUCACAGUUUUGGGCUGACUCCUAAUUACAUCGUGUUUGUUGAAACACCUGUGAAAAUCAACCUGCUGAAGUUUCUUUCUUCCUGGAGUCUCUGGGGAGCCAACUACAUGGACUGCUUUGAGUCUAAUGAAAGCAUGGGUGUCUGGAUGCAUGUAGCUGACAAAAAAAUAGGGAAAUACCUCAACAUCAAAUACAGGACAUCACCAUUUAACCUCUUUCAUCAUAUUAAUACUUAUGAAGAUAAUGGAUUUUUGGUUGUUGACCUAUGCACAUGGAAGGGGUAUGAGUUUGUUUACAAUUACUUAUAUUUAGCCAAUUUACGGGAGAACUGGGAUGAAGUGAAGAAAAAUGCACAAAAAGCUCCUCAACCUGAAGUUCGGCGUUAUGUCCUUCCCCUAAAUAUUGAAAAGGCUGACACAGGCAAAAAUUUAAUCACACUGCCUAACACAACUGCUACUGCCAUACUGCGCACUGAUGAAACAAUCUGGCUGGAACCAGAAGUCAUUUUUUCAGGACCUCGUCAAGCUUUUGAGUUUCCACAAAUAAACUACACAAAGUAUUCAGGGAAACCCUACACAUAUGCAUACGGACUUGGACUGAAUCACUUUGUUCCAGACAGGCUUUGUAAGAUGAACGUUAAAACUAAAGAGACAUGGGUGUGGCAAGAAACAGAUGCAUACCCUUCUGAACCAAUCUUUGUUUCUCAACCAGAUGCCCUGGAAGAAGAUGACGGUAUUAUCUUGAGCAUUGUCAUUAGCCCUGGAAGUGGACCAAAGCCAGCCUACCUUUUGAUCUUGAGCGCAAAGGACAUGAGUGAAGUCGCCAGGGCCGAAGUAGACAUAAACAUUCCAGUUACUUUUCAUGGAAUGUUCAAAAGGUCAUGAUAGCAGCGUUGAGUCCAUCAUCACUAACACCUGCCUUUUAGAAUAACGGAUGCAGCUCUAAAUGGAACUCAGAAAUAGCUGUCUUCCCACUGUUGGGCAAUGACUUGUAAAAUUAUUUUAGUAAGACUAACACUUCAAAAAAGGGCAAAUCCACAGAAUUUAAACAUGAUUUUGUGUACCUUGUCUAUCAUAAAUGUUUUUGGAAACU